AUAAAGUGCUUGCAUUCAUACUCACUGUAUUUAUUUGAAAACUUGCAAAGUGUACUACAAUUUAUUUUUAACAUAUUCUGUGAUGUUUGGCGAAAAAAUGAUUUUGUCCGCAAUAUUUAGUUUAUCCGCUCUUUGUAUUUCUUAUUUUUAUUUGACCCGAAACUACAACUAUUGGCGUAAGCGUGGAAUACGCGGACCAAAACCGGUGCUACUUUUGGGCACAUUAUGGCAGAUAUUCAAGAAACCAAUCGUAGAAGUGAUGAUGGACAAUCGUAAAAAGUAUGGCAACAUUUACGGCGGUUUUAUGACUACUCGACCCAAUAUAAUGAUCGGCGAUCCGGAGCUCAUCAAAGCGAUGAAUAUCACAGACUUUCAUCACUUCACAGAUCACACGGACAUGAAAUCUGGCGAUCCGUUGAACGACAGGUCGUUGUUUAAUCUGAUGGGCAAUGAGUGGAAACCAAUGCGAUCUGUGAUUAGUCCCACAUUUUCAUCGGGAAAAAUGCGAGCAAUGCAUCCAAUUAUCAUUAAUUGUGUCCAUCGAUUGGACAAAUACUUGGAGACAAAGGCUAUAAAUGGGAGUGAAUUUGAUUUGAGGCAAACGAUGGGUAACCUAACGAUGGAUGUGAUCGCCGCCUCAGCUUUUGGCACACAAAUAGACACUCAUAACGACCAUAAAACCAAUGAGUUUGUCAAGAAUGCCGACUCAAUCAUCAAGGGCAAUUGGCGAGUGUGGCUCGUAUUCCCAUUAAUGUCCAUUUUCCCAACACUGGCCGAACGGCUCGGACUCUCAAUCUUUAGUCCAUCGGUGCGACAAUUUUUCAAGUCAGCCAUUUCUACAAUAAUCGCCAGACGUAGAGCCGAACCCAACGCAUGUAAACACAGGGAUUAUCUGCAGCUUAUGAUUAACGCCCAGAAUAAGAGUGCAGACAAUAGCGCCGAUAACGAGACCGAUAUCCAUGACCUGACGGAACAAGUGUUCGGAAAAACCGAGACAUUUAAUGACCAGAAUGCGGCUAAUGUGGUCAUCACUGACGACGAUAUGUUGGCCAACAGUUUGCUGUUUCUGAUCGCCGGCAAUGAGACGACAGCCACUCUAUUGUCGUUUCUGUUGUACGAGUUUUUGCUGUUUCUGAUCGCCGGCAAUGAGACGACAGCCACUCUAUUGUCGUUUCUGUUGUACGAGUUGUCCGUCAAUGAGAACUGUCAGCAACGGCUAUACGAAGAGAUUCGCGGUUUUGCCGGCGACUAUAGCUACGAGUCGAUCGCACGGAUGCCGUAUUUGGAGGCCUGUGUGGCCGAAACGCUCAGGCAUUACCCGCCCAAUCCGGCCGUCACCAGAAUAUGCACCGAACAAUAUGUACUAGGCGAUACCGGGUUAACAAUACCAAAGGGAAUGACAGUCAAUUUUGACGUGUAUGGCAUACAUCACAGCCCCGAGUAUUACCCGAACCCCGAGCGUUGGGAUCCCGAAAGGUUCCUGCCCUCAAAUCGUGAUCAAUUAGUGCCCUAUACUUACAUGCCUUUCGGUUUGGGUCCACGAAAUUGUGUGGGAAUGAGGUUUGCGUUAAUGCAGGCGAAGACUACUGUCGCGCAUCUCAUCGAUAAAUAUCGCUUCAAACGUACGGCUAAUACACGAUAUCCGCCGACAUUCGAGAUGUUUGAGUUUGUGUUAACAUCUGAUGACAUCAAUAUAGGCAUUGAAUUGAGAUGAGCUAAUGCAAAUAACUUGC
Molecule: messenger RNA, 1733 nt
Organism: Medioppia subpectinata
Lineage: Eukaryota; Metazoa; Arthropoda; Arachnida; Sarcoptiformes; Oppiidae
Source: the annotation of a GenBank genome assembly